Messenger RNA from Aspergillus oryzae RIB40, 1251 nucleotides. Its product is annotated as ankyrin repeat domain-containing protein. Bases 1 to 1251 code for a protein of 416 amino acids. The transcript has a single exon. Gene Ontology annotation, molecular function: protein binding. Lineage: Eukaryota; Fungi; Ascomycota; Eurotiomycetes; Eurotiales; Aspergillaceae. The record is from RefSeq and is a predicted model, not a curated record.
AUGAGUCUGCUCGAUUUACCUACAGAAUUACUUUUGUUAAUCAUUCGAAACCUUGUAAACGACAAGGACAUUAGCGCAUUCGUCCAAACCAAUUCCUUUUUGUAUGACUCACUGUCAGACCAUCUCUAUCAAAACAAUGCCCUGCGACAUAACGGCAGUGCGUUACUGUGGGCAGCGGAGCACGGCGUACCUCAAGCAGCCCUCCGCUCACUUAGAAAUGGAGGACAUAUCGAACGCUGCACCCUAUCCUGCCACACCCCGCUAUCGUUAGCAACAGGAAACGGCAACGAAGAGUUAGUCCGCAUACUUCUUGCGCAUGGGGCCGACAUCAACCACCUGUACCCUUCUCCGGGCUCCAUUAUCAAAAAUGAGACAGCUCUGAUGAAAGCAGCAUCUGCUGGACAUGAUGUGAUAGUUCAGCUGUUGCUUGAUCACGGUGCCCCUAUCGACUGGAGCCCGAAAUACGAGAAGACUCCCAUCUGCCUAGCCGCUGAGGCCGGGCGACUCAGUACAGUCAGGUUGCUUCUCACGCGUGGAGCAAAUCCCAGGCUCCCCAAGUCCAACCUAGCAGAUACCCCACUUGCAGUUGCCGUAAGUCAUGGGUAUCCAGAGAUUGUCGAGCUCCUUAUCCAACAUGGUGCGAAUGUCCGCCAUCAAAAUAGAAACGGGAACACACUUCUCUCAGAUGCGGUGGAGAAACAGCAUUGGGAAACCGCUAAAGUUCUUCUUAAACAUGGCGCCAAGGUCGAUAAGAAAGACUCCUGUGGUUUGAAUGCGCUGACCAACGCGGCAAGGAGUAAUAACAUAGCAGGAGCUCGACUAUUGAUUGAACAUGGAGCCCAAGUCAACGCCGAUAGCUGGCUUGGAGAGACGCCUCUCUUUGCGGCUGCAAGACGAGGUUAUGAAGAUAUGGCCAAGCUGCUAAUUAACAAUGGCGCCGACAUCAACUCUCUGAGUAAGCUUGUAUCUCACGAGCAUCCUUCGGUAUAUGAGAAAUUGGGCAAAUUAUCACGAAGGAAGGGUGUCGACUACAGUUACACGCUAUCCAUUCCGGUGACACCGCUGUUAGUGGCUGCUGCAAAUGGUAAUGGAGCAAUGUGUCGGCUUCUAAUAGAUAAUGGCGCGGAGGUUAAUUAUGAGACCUUGACGGCGAUGACACUUGAAUGCCUUGCAGAGGCCUACGGCUACCAUGAGAUAAAGAGUCUUAUCGAGAAAGCUACUUCUGGCCAGGAAUCGGAGUCUACAGUGUAA